Messenger RNA from Lotus japonicus, 2601 nucleotides. RefSeq names its product respiratory burst oxidase homolog protein A-like. Gene Ontology annotation, cellular component: plasma membrane. Lineage: Eukaryota; Viridiplantae; Streptophyta; Magnoliopsida; Fabales; Fabaceae. The coding region runs from base 1 to 2433 and encodes 810 amino acids. Gene Ontology annotation, molecular function: peroxidase activity; NAD(P)H oxidase H2O2-forming activity. The transcript is spliced from 14 exons. The record is from RefSeq and is a predicted model, not a curated record.
AUGGAUGGGUUUGAAAAGGCUCAAACUUUUCAUGACCAUUCUCUCAUUUCUCUCUUUAAAUCAUCACCCUCUUCUUCAUCCUCCUCAUGCUCCUUCUCUUCCUCCUCUUCUUCUUCAUGGACUGCUGAGUAUGUUCUUCAGUCCUUGUCUCCAGUUCGAACCGGCUUUGAUGACUCACCACUGCAUGAGGUGGCAGAAAAUGAAGCUAUUCAAAGCAUAGGAUUCCUCAAUGACAUUGUCGGUCAGGGUAGAAUGGAGUGGAAGGAAGUGGAGAAGCGGUUCGACCGAGUGGCCUGGACCGGGGGCGGCCCUGAACCGGUUGUAGCUUGGUCUGAAUUUGGGUUCUGCAUUGGGAUGCAAUCAUCACCAGGGAUAGCCACCGAAUUGCUAAGAGCACUAAGAGGAGGCAAAUAUUGGAAAUCUGAUAUCACCAAGACUGAUUUGCACAAUUUUUGGUCUAGGAUGAAAGAUGACUCUUUUAACUCAAGAAUGAGAAUCUUCUUUGACAUGUGCAACAGAAACAUGGAUGGUAGAAUUACAGAGACUGACAUAAAGCAGACAAUUUUACUAACAGCUUCUAUAAAUAAGCUAUCGGUGACACGUGAUGAAGCAGAGGACUAUGCAGCUCUGAUCAUGGAAUCUAUUGACACCAAAAACAAAGGCUACAUUGAGAUAUCUCAGAUGGAGUCUCUAUUCAAGGCAAACUUAUCAAAGACAGUCACAACUUCUCCAAUGAAACAAGUAUCAGCAAGGGACAGCACAGAGAAUUUUCACAACAGUGGCUCGUGUGAAGAACAAGAACCAAUGUCAAGGGCUGAAGUGUUGUUCAGAACCUACUGGCGGCGUACUUGGAUUGUUCUUGUGUGGCUGCUUGCAUGCAUUGGGUUGUUUUCAUGGAAAUUUGCUCAGUAUCGCCUUAGAUCAGGGUUUGAAGUCAUGGGGUACUGUCUUCCAACUGCAAAAGGUGCAGCUGAGACCUUGAAACUCAACAUGGCCCUUGUUCUUCUCCCUGUUUGUAGAAAUACCAUCACUUGGCUCCGCAAGAACCGUCGUGUUAACUAUGUCAUUCCAUUUAAUGACAACAUUAAUUUCCAUAAGGUUAUUGCGGGAGGAAUAGUGGUGGGUGUGAUCUUGCACGGUGGGACGCACCUUGCCUGUGACUUCCCAAGAAUCAGUGACUCAGACAGAUCAAUUUUCCGGCAAACUAUCGCCGCUGGAUUCGGGUAUCACCAACCAUCGUACAUAGAAAUUUUAGCCACGACGGAGGUGGCAAGUGGGAUUGCCAUGGUGGUGUUAAUGGCCAUUGCAUUUUCACUAGCAACAAAGUGGCCUAGGCGUGGCUCACCGGUGCUACCCUUGUCCCUCCGAAAGGUCACUGGAUAUGACACCUUUUGGUACUCCCACCACUUGUUUGUCCUUGUGUACAUAUUGCUCAUUAUUCACUCCAUGUUCUUGUUUCUAACAAACAAGUGGGCGGAGAAAACGACAUGGAUGUACAUUGCUUUUCCAGUUUUAUUGUACGCUGGAGAGAGGUUCUUCCGAGCAAUUAGAUCAGGAUCCUACGAAGUUGAUGUUUUGAAGGUAAGUCUCUACCCAGGAAAAGUUCUGCACCUCAAGAUGCAAAAACCAGAUGGUUUUAAGUACCAGAGUGGCAUGUAUAUAUUCAUUCAGUGCCCCCAAAUUUCAUCUUUUCAAUGGCAUCCAUUUUCCUUGACAUCAGGACCACAAGAUGACUACCUCAGUGUGCACAUUAGAACUCUUGGAGACUGGAGUUACCAAAUAUAUGCUCUAUUCCAAGAGGCAGUGUUGUCUGGAUUACAAGGGUGUCCAAAACUGUACAUAGAUGGCCCUUAUGGUUCUGCCUCUCAAGACCAUGUAAAGUAUGACAUUCUGGUGCUAAUUGGCCUUGGCAUAGGUGCCACACCUUUCAUUAGCAUCCUCAAAGAUGUAGCUCAAGGUGUGAAGACAGCACAAAGUGAUCAUAGUGAUCUCAGAGAAUGCAGCUUAACAAAGGGUCCAUCAAAAGCAUAUCUUUAUUGGGUUACAAAAGAGCAAAGCUCCUUUGAUUGGUUCAGAGAUGUCAUGAAGGAAAUCUCAAAUUCAACCAAAAAACAGGCUGUGGUGGAAAUGCAUAAUUUCCUAACUAGUGUGUAUCCAGAGGGAGAUGUUCGUUCAGCAUUGCUAAGCGUCAUUCAGGCCUUGUAUCGUGCCAAGAAUGGCGUUGACAUAGUUUCCAGAACUCCAAUACACACACAUUUUGCCCGACCAAAUUGGUUCAACAUAUUUUCCAGAUUGGCUCGCAAGCAUGGAGGAGCAAAGAUUGGGGUUUUCUAUUGUGGCCCGUCUAACUUAGCAAGAGAAUUGAAGAACUUGUGCACCAAAUUUUCAACCAAAACCACAACUAGAUUUGUUUUCCACAAGGAAAAUUAUUAAAUUUGUUUCUGAAGGAAUGCUAUCUGUUUUACCAAUUCCUUAACUAGGAAAGCAUACUAACCUUCAGAAUCUUGAGCAGUUUCCUUUAUUUUGCCAGAGAACCUGUAAAUAUACAGCAAUUUAAAAAAGGAAAGCAAAUACAUCAAUAAUAGUCCUUCUCAUUUAUCA